GUGAAAAACAGACUGAGAUGAACAGAGAAAUCGUGGCCUUGAGAGACUCCAAACUUCGGCUUUUAUCAAAACUACGGGCCGAGGCGAAGCAGUUCCAAAGGGUCCGGGGUCUUCUGCCAUCCCAUCUCCAGCGCCUUCCGCCCCCUCUACCAACGAUACGUCCAGAGGAAAUCCAGGACAAGAUACCGUGCACCCGACGCAUCCUGGAGAAAUACAGGCUGCUGAGGGACCAGAGGUUUCAGCGCACAGAGCGGGAGGAUCAGGAGGAAGGCAGAGAUUUGCUCGAGCCACUGGAAAAUGAGGUGGGAGAAACGGAGGGAGUGGGAGAUGCGGCACUUUUAUUUGCAGCCAUUGAAGAAGGAGAAGAGGAGGAGCCCGAAGGAGAGGAAGCAGCAGAGCUGAGCGAGCAGAAGGAGAGCAAAUUGCUGUCCAUGCAGGAUUCUAUCCUAGAAAAGAUGGAGAGCAUGGUUACUCAGUUUGACAAAGAACACUUGACGUGCCUUCAAAAGGCGCAGAUGCUGGACUGGAGGCUAAAACUUGGUCACCUCCGUCAGCUCACACUCUAUCAGGAGCUGCUCCUCCUCGAGGAGGUGGACAAGCGUGAGGAGAUUCUCCAAGAGAAGGUUGACGCACGUGUGAAGGAAGAGAACAACUUGAUGGCUUGGAGUCAAAGUUAUUUGAGCACAUACUGCAGCUUCGUGAACGUCGACUGGACCUGGAGGAACUGCUGA
Molecule: messenger RNA, 731 nt
Organism: Hippocampus comes (tiger tail seahorse)
Lineage: Eukaryota; Metazoa; Chordata; Actinopteri; Syngnathiformes; Syngnathidae
Exons: 4
Coding region: 18-731 (237 amino acids)
Source: RefSeq, a predicted model, not a curated record